GACCAGUUCAACCCACAGUAGGGUCAGAAACCAGCAAAGACACUGCAGCACCUCCUCCAUUCCAACACCUCAAUCACUGGUCACACCUCAUCACUUAGAGACUGCCACCCAUGUGCCCCAGGCAGGAUCUGAUGCCCAAAGCUGAUGUGGCACCUCCAUGAGCCCCUGCUAGGUGUGCUCACAGCAGGGAAAGGGUUAGAGCAGACAGGCUGCCCUCUACCUAAUAUAAGGAAGGAGCAAACUGCACUGAUGGAAUAAGAACAGGAGUAAUUCUCACAUAGGAGGACCACAUCCCGUCCCAAAUGCAGCUCAGGUUUUGUUCUCAGGACCAUUGUGACAAGGAGUUACUUCUAUCAUUCACUCCUGUGCAAAAGUUCCUCCUAUUUGCUCUUUGGAUAGUUGGCUAUUCCAUCUACAAAGCUGUGAUGAGAGAUGAUGGUCAGAUUAGCACCCAGAACUGACUCUGAAAUGGUCCCCACAGACUCAGUCAGCCAGCGGGAUAGAGAUAGACGUGUUCUGUGAAAGGAGGAUUUUUGGAUUUUGUUUUCUAUUUAAGCUUGCACAGAUCACAAACAUCUUUUCUAGCAAACAAUUUGCUUUGACAGCCAAAGAAAGUUUUAUAUAUAAAUGUACACUGAGAAGAAUGACUUCUUACUAUACUUUGCACAUUAAAAGCUGAGUAUUGAAUACAUUUUCACCCAUCAGUAUGGAGCAAAAAUUUGGUUUUUCUUCUAUUCUCUGUGAUUAGAUCUAUCCCACUGAUCAUGAGCUUACUGAAACUUAAUCACAGGUUUAAGGUAUCUAAUUAUCAUGUUUGCAACACCAAAAAGCUAUGUAAGAAGGUAUGGCCCUUUAAGACAGGAAGUCGGUUUAGAAUGAAUAAGGGGGUUCUAGAGAUGUGGGGUGGAGGGCUCAGGAACAGGUUUUAGGGCUCCACAGAGAUGGACUACAUCCUGGAAGAAGGUACUGUCAUGGACUAGUGAGGCAACACAGGCACAGGGAAGGUUUCCUCUGGACGAAGUGGCUGAGGAUUGUGGUUCUGAGGACACGGAGUUCCUGCUGGGAGUUGAACAGUCCACCAUGUCUGCAGGACACUCAGAAUGAUGACCAGUCACCUGGAGGCCAGGAGAGGAGUGGAGGCGAGCCCCACAGAAGACUCAGGCCCAACAUGCAGGGCUGGCUUAGAGGACACCACAGCCAGGGGCCCCAGAGUGGACUGCAGGGUCAAGCAGAUGCUGCAGCAAUUUCAGCACCAGGUUUUUGAUCUUCGAGGUGAGCUCCGGAAACAGGUGGCUCAAUGGUCUGUCGCUCAUACCAAACUCCAGAACCAGAUAGAUGCUUUGACAAAGCAGAACCUGGCACUACGAGAGGAGCUAAGGGCUUGGGGACUGCAAGAUCCCACAGACACAGAGAAGCCUGCAGCCUCGCUUCCCACACCCUGCGGAUCACGUGUGCUGGGUGUGCACAGGUCUUCCCGAGUUCUGUCAGAAGCCAGUGGCAGGAAAUCACCAGCAUCAGCCUCUAGCGUCCUGCUGCAGAAGGCACCAGCCUUCAAGAAGGACACAUGUUCUUUGGUCCCACAGAGCUCUAAGUCCAGGCUUCUUCACCAGGACCGAGCCAGGCAGUACCUUUGCUCCUCGCUAAACAAUGAGGAGCAGCAAAACCUUCCCACAAAGCCAGAAUCUUCCCAACAAGCAGUGUGCCUCCUGGAUAGCACCAUAGAGAAGAUGGGAAUUCAGGAAAAACAACACACAGAUGGCAAGGUAGAGCACGUACUCAGCGAUGGUCGCGUGAUUGUCACCUUCCCCAAUGGCACCAGGAAGGAGACCAGUGCCGACAAGAAGACAACCAUCAUCAAGUUUUAUAAUGGUGAUGUGAAGAAGAUCAAGUCUGAUCAGCGAGUGAUUUAUUACUUCUCGGAUGCUCAGACAACAUACACGACCUACCCGAAUGGUGUGGAAACCGUGCAGUUUCCUAAUAAGCAUAUUGAAAAAUACUACCCUGAUGGCUCCAAAGAAACUGUGUUUCCAGAUGGAACAGUUACCAGGCUCAACCAUGGAUGUGAGGAGACUGUGUUUCCUGAUGGGACAAUCCUACACAUUAAAAGGAAUGGCGACAAAACCAUCGUGUUCAGUAAUGGGCAGAAAGAAAUCCAAACGACCCAGUUCAAGAGGAGGGAAUUUCCUGAUGGUACCACCAAGACUGUGUAUUGCAAUGGCUGCCAGGAGACCAAGUACAGUUCAGGGAGGGUCAAGGUCAAAGACCAGACUGGAAAAGUCAUCCUGGAUCAGAAGCAGAAAUAAAACACCCCUUGUACUCGUUCAUGAAACUUCAGUGACAGCUUUUGCAAAGACGGAGACAAAAACUAAUACAUUAGUUGCCCCCAUGUGAUCUUGGAAAGCCCCAAACCUUUGGCGUCUUUAGCCACUAGAAAUUGUAAGGAAAAGUCUGUGUAGGGAACGUGAUCAGAGUAGCACUAGGUAUAUGAAAGGCUCACAAAAUCUUGUCUUCUAGGGCCUUACACUCUACCACUUGAGAUCACUGAUGUGGGAAAAAAGCCAAUCUCAGCUGCCUGCUUCUAGGAAGCAUUUGUAAACCAGGCUGAGUCUUUUUGGCUCUGGUCUGCCCAUACCUCAGCAUCAUCCAGGUUCAACCUGACCUAUUUCUGCCGUGAUCCUCCCUCUAUCCACACCCAUGCGCUUUCUCAGCCCAAUAGUCAUGACCAGUGACCCAGGGAGUCUAACUUAGGAUUUGAAGAAUGUAGGUAUUGUGGCUGCUGCCCAGAAAGCAAACCAUUUCCUGAAAUUCCUGACUUUUUCUGAAGUUCUUGAUUUUUUAAUUCCACUGUCAACACAAUGACCAGCUAUUUCUUUUGUUUUGCAGGCUGUAUAGAAAAUACAAAAAGCACAUUACCUUUCACCAAGAUUUUAUACUUAAAACAAAUUUAUACUAAAGUAUAGAAUACUAAAAAGAUAAAAAAGGAAUAAUUCUUAAAAACCUUCUAAGAUGUAUGUUUAUUUGAUUUUUGAAAAUAUUUUUAUGUGAAGCACAUAAAACACUAGUGCCAGUGAUUAUUCUUACCCUAAUGUAUGUUGUACCUACAUUAUUGUCCUCAGUAUUUUGGUAUUACUGUUUAAAUAGCUCAAGACUAAUGCACUGUCUUGCCUUUGACGGGAAAAGAAAGAAUUUUACUAUAAUUACCCUGAAGGAAAGCCUGGUCUUUCAAGAUAAAUGUACUAAAGCAAGGACAUUGUCAGACAUAAGUGGCCAUGACUGAAAACCCACUCUAAGUUCAGCUGGAAAAAAAAAUAGACUUGCUUAUUGCUAUGAAUCUUAAAAUCAUCUUAUAUAAAAAUUAUCAUUAAAGCAACCAAAGUAUAUUCCACUGAAAUCUGACUUCUAAUUGUCUGUUGGAGGUCAGAGGAAGAAGCCAAAGUACAAGUAAGCCACAUUCCGUACGAUGCCUUGCCUGGCAUUGUGUGUAAUGUGCAGUGCCUGUCUAUAGUAAUGAGGUAUGCAACAUCUUCAUUGAAACAAGAUGGCCUCAGUACACGCGUAUGCUGGAGGCCCUGUUUGGACAUGAAUUCUGGCACGUUAGAAACCAGCUUACUUUAGUUUUUACACUCUCCUACAAUCAUUGCACCGACAGUCUGAUCACACAAUUUUACUUUGGUGCUACAAUUUGGACCUUAAAUGAUCCAAAGGCCUUUGUGGUUAAAAACUUGGAAAUGGUGUUAAUGGGAAGUGUAGCCUGGGAGGCAGCAGCUGGUGAGAGGUCCGUGGGUCAGGGGAAUGUGCCUUGAAGGGGACAGUGGGACCCCAAAGCUGCUUCUUCCUCCUUCCUGAACACAAGCUGAGUGGUUAUGCCAUGUGUCAUCAGCAUGAUGUGCACCCCAUCACUGUCUUAUCACCACCUCCAGAGGAAAGGACCAAGCAACUACAGACUGAAACUUCUCCAACUAUGGACCAACACAAACCUUUCUCUUUGUAAGCUGAUUAUCUCAGGUGUCCCUUAGCCUGUUGGAAAGCAGACUUAUACAUCUAGAAUCUGUAGGGAACUGGGUUCAGGACUUCCCUCAGAUACCAGAGUCCAUAGAUGCCACAUUCUUUAGAAAAUAUCACUGUAUUUACAUAUUAUCUAAGUACAUUCUCCAUAUACUUUCAAUCAUCACCUGUAAGACCUGUAAGACGAUGUAAGUGCUGUGGAAAUAGUUGUCAAUAUUGCUGAGGGAAUGAUAACAAGGAAAAGUCUUUAUGUAUUCAAUAGAGAUAAAAAAUUUUUUAAAAUA
Messenger RNA from Cavia porcellus (domestic guinea pig), 4289 nucleotides. Its product is annotated as centromere protein J-like. The transcript has 10 exons. The record is from RefSeq and is a predicted model, not a curated record. Gene Ontology annotation, cellular component: centriole; centrosome. Gene Ontology annotation, molecular function: tubulin binding. Gene Ontology annotation, biological process: centriole elongation; cilium assembly. NCBI's taxonomy places the organism in Eukaryota, Metazoa, Chordata, Mammalia, Rodentia, Caviidae. Bases 1101 to 2303 code for a protein of 400 amino acids.